Molecule: messenger RNA, 4505 nt
Organism: Aethina tumida (small hive beetle)
Lineage: Eukaryota; Metazoa; Arthropoda; Insecta; Coleoptera; Nitidulidae
Product: 5-oxoprolinase
Exons: 15
Coding region: 141-4013 (1290 amino acids)
Biological process (GO): glutathione metabolic process
Cellular component (GO): cytosol
Molecular function (GO): 5-oxoprolinase (ATP-hydrolyzing) activity
Source: RefSeq, a predicted model, not a curated record
UAUUAAUAUCGAUUAAAUUAUCGAUAUUUUUGAUAAAUACGCAGCGUCUGAACGUAUUAUACAACAAAAACUGGUACCAUAGUUGCAUAAAGAUAAGGCGCUAAUAUUAGUUGAAGCGGGAUUGUUAAACGUCACAGAAAAUGACUCAAAACCAAAAAUUCUGUUUCGCUAUAGACAGAGGCGGCACAUUUACUGAUGUGUUUGCAAAAUGUCCUAAUGGAAAAAUUAGAGUCACAAAACUGUUAUCAGAAGACCCUCAACAUUAUAAAGAUGCGCCAACAGAAGGAAUUCGUCGGAUUCUUGAAGAGGAAACAGGCAGAGCUUUAGAUAGCAACGGGAAUGUUGAUAGUUCACUUAUAGAGUGGAUCCGUAUGGGAACCACGGUUGCUACGAACGCCCUCCUCGAGAGAAAAGGAGAAAGAAUGGCUUUUGUUACCAAUUCUGGCUUCAAGGAUAUAUUACUGAUUGGAAACCAGGCGCGGCCCAAAAUAUUUGACCUGAACAUAAGAAGACCCGACAUCCUUUAUUCAGAAAUUGUUGAAGUCGACUGUCGUAUUAUACCACAGUUACCGGAUAAAUGUGAAUUGGGCCAACAAGCAGCAAAAUGGCGAACGGUAGACGGAAAGACAGGGGAGAAGUUUUACGUCACUAAAGAACUAAAUUUGGCGGAGACAAAAGACAAAUUGUUGAAACUUAGGCAGAAGGGAAUCGACAGCAUAUCGGUAGCAUUGGCCCACAGUUACGCCUAUUACGAACACGAGUUACAGAUCGGACAAAUCGCACAGGAAAUAGGUUUUGGACAUGUAUCUUUGUCGCAUCAAGUCAUGCCAAUGGUCAGAAUUGUACCAAGAGGUUAUACUUCUUGUGCUGACGCCUAUUUGACGCCUCACAUCAAAAAGUAUUUACAAGGUUUCUCGAGCGGGUUCAAGAACAACCUGGAAGGUACCAGGGUGCUCUUUAUGCAAAGUGACGGAGGCCUCACACCUAUGCACAAUUUUAAUGGUUCCAGAGCUAUAUUAUCGGGACCUGCCGGAGGAGUUGUUGGAUACGCCGUGACGACGUGGCAGAAAGAAACUGAUUUACCGGUCAUUGGAUUCGAUAUGGGGGGAACUUCAACAGAUGUGUCUAGAUUUUCAGGAAAUUACGAGCACGUAUACGAAAGUACAACGGCAGGAGUCACAAUUCAAGCGCCUCAACUCGAUGUGAACACUGUUGCAGCAGGGGGUGGAUCAAUGUUGUUUUUCAGAUCUGGUAUGUUUGUGGUGGGUCCAGAAUCAGCUGGGGCGCAUCCCGGGCCAGCUUGUUACAAAAAAGGUGGUCCAUUAACUGUCACCGAUGCAAACUUAGCUCUCGGUCGACUCUUACCAGAAUACUUUCCGAAAAUCUUUGGGCCCAACGAAGACUCGCCUCUCGAUAAAACGACUACCAUCCAUCAGUUUGAGAAACUCACCCACGAAAUCAACGAAUUCCUCUCUAAGGACAAAAAAAAUUCGAUGUCAAUUGAAGAAGUAGCUAUGGGCUUUGUCCGGGUGGCUAACGAAGCCAUGUGCAGACCUAUUCGAGCAUUGACCCAAGCCAAAGGCUAUGACACAGCUAGACACACCUUAGCCUGCUUCGGAGGUGCUGGAGGCCAACAUGCCUGUGCUAUUGCCCGAUCAUUGGGAAUGAGCACCGUUUUUGUGCACAAAUAUGCUGGUAUUUUAUCCGCAUACGGGAUGGCACUGGCUGACGUCGUACACGAAGCACAAGAGCCCAGCGCCAAAACAUACUCUUCUGAAAAUUUCGAAUACUUCGAGCAAAGAUUGGAUGCGUUGGGUAAAGAAUGUGUUGAAGCACUCACAAAACAAGGUUUUAAUAAAAACAGCAUCGUAUUGGAGCCAUAUUUGCACAUGAGAUACGACGGCACCGACUGUGCGUUAAUGUGUGGUGGCUCUCCGUCAGACAAAGCUACAAAAUAUGGAGACUUCGCCAAAUAUUUCGUUGAAAGAUACAAAUCAGAGUUUGGGUUUGUCAUACAAAAUCGCAACAUAAUCGUGGAUGACAUUCGCGUACGUGGCGUCGGAAAGAGCGAUCUGGAAGAAGAGGAACUCAGGGAAAUUUCCAAUGAUCCACCAAAAAUGAGCGCCAUUACAAAGGUGUAUUUCGAAUCCGGCUACCAAGAUACGAAAGUCUUUCACUUGAGUAAUUUGUUCGCCAGUCAAGUCAUAGCAGGUCCAGCCAUCAUCAUGGAUCAACUUAGUACAAUUUUGAUAGAACCAAACUGCACGGCGGUUAUCACCAAAUACGGGGACAUAAAAAUCACAAUCGGAUCGGGACAGAUAAAAAAAAUCGGCCCUGAGUUGGAUUCCAUACAACUGAGCAUAUUUAGUCAUAGGUUCAUGAGUAUUGCUGAACAAAUGGGAAGGAUUCUCCAAAGGACUUCCAUAUCAACUAACAUAAAAGAACGUUUGGACUUCUCUUGUGCAUUGUUUGGAGCUGACGGCGGGCUUGUUUCUAACGCGCCACAUAUUCCUGUGCAUUUAGGUGCGAUGCAAGAAGCUGUGCAGUACCAGAUGAAAACCAGAAAAGUUUUUCAUGAAGGAGAUGUCAUUCUUUCCAACCAUCCGGCCGCCGGUGGAUCACAUUUACCCGAUUUAACCGUCAUAACACCAGUGUUUUACAAGGGUAUUGAAGUGCCGAUUUUCUUCGUGGCUAGUCGAGGCCAUCAUGCCGACAUUGGCGGCAUAACACCCGGAUCCAUGCCUCCGCAUUCCACUAGUUUAGAUCAGGAAGGUGCCGCAUUUAAGUCGUUCCUGCUCGUAGAAAAAGGCGUGUUCAAAGAAAAGGAAAUCACCGAUGCCAUCCUGAAGGCCGGCGGCCGAAAUCUGGGAGAUAAUAUAUCAGAUUUGCGGGCACAAGUUGCAGCCAACAAAAAAGGAAUAGAUUUAGUGGGAGAGCUCAUCGAGCAAUAUGGACUGAACGUGGUCCAGGCAUAUAUGAAUCACAUCCAGACGAAUGCGGAAAUAGCCGUCAGAGAUAUGCUGAGACAAGUUGCGAGGGAUGCCCAUCGUAGGACCGGAAAGACAGUCUUGGAAGCCGAGGAUUAUUUAGACGACGGGUCGCCGAUCAGACUGAAGGUCACACUGAACGAGAACGAGGGAUCUGCUUAUUGCGACUUUUCAGGCAGCGGGCCUGAAGUGUGGGGCAACUGCAAUGCACCAAAGGCGAUUACACUGUCUGCACUUAUUUAUUGCCUACGUUGUAUGGUCGGGCAUGAUGUUCCACUCAAUCAGGGAUGUCUGGCACCAGUCCAAAUCAACAUCGCUAAAGGAUCAAUCCUGGACCCGAGCGAUAAGGCAGCCGUCGUCGGUGGCAACGUCUUGACGUCGCAACGUGUUGUGGACGUCGUCCUCAAAGCGUUCAGGGUCUGUGCCGCAUCUCAAGGAUGCAUGAAUAAUAUCACAUUCGGCAGCGCGACCUGGGGAUGUUACGAGACCGUCUCUGGAGGUAGCGGUGCAGGUCCUAAUUGGCAUGGUUGUUCCGGUGUUCACACUCACAUGACCAACACCAGAAUAACGGACAUCGAAAUCCUGGAACGAAGAUAUCCCGUUCAUGUCAGAAAGUUCCAUUUGAGACCCGGAUCAGGAGGUAAAGGUCGCUUCACAGGAGGAGAUGGAGUACUCAGAGAAAUACUCUUCCGAUCCGCCUUAACCCUUUCUGUACUCACCGAAAGAAGAGUUCUGCGUCCAUAUGGACUUGAAGGGGGCGAGUCCGGGGCACGAGGACUCAAUCUGCUCGUCAGAUCCGACGGCCGAACCAUUAAUCUGGGACCGAAAAGCGCCGUUCCAGUUCUACCAGGGGACGUGUUCCAGCUCCACACGCCAGGUGGCGGCGGUUACGGGUCCCCCGACGAUGUCGAAAUUGGGGAAGACGCCCUAGCCCUUGGGACGACGUCGCUUAAUGUCGCCCCGGGGAACUCCUUCCUUGAGCGGGGCAGCGUCUUCGAAUACCGACAGGCGCAGGAGGGCGUCUAAAAUCCUACAUCGCCCUUGCGACAUGUCACCAUGGCGCACAUGCUAUGUUAUAACAAAUUUUUGGACAAUAAUAGGCUUAGGUUAAGUAUAUGAAGAUGUUUUGAACAAAUGUACACAUUAGUUUUCGUCUCCAAGUUUUUAACUACUUAUAUUUGUGCUCAUAUGAAUAAUUGAUAUUUGUUCCACCUCUAACUUCUAAUUCGAUUCACGUUGAAAACUAAAGUAGAUUAAUGUUUGCCAUCAUAAUAUUAUUCCCACAAAUUUUAUUUACAGAAACUAACCUCUUAGUUAGGAAUGAUUUAUCAUACUCCUGAGACAAGUACAUCAGUGUCUGCGUUUAUCUUUUUGGUUAAGACCCUCUGCCAUCGAAGAUGUUUACUUUUAAAGAAAAAAUAUUUUUACGAGUGUUUUACUAACAUAAAAACUCACUUCUCUUUUAUGUGUGCUGGGACUUCUAAUAUUUGUUAUGCCAAUAAAGCCUUUAUUUUAAAA